GGUGGAGAGAGAAGAAGAGGUGGGGAGAAGAAGAGGUGGAGAGAAGAAGGAGACAAGUCCAAAGAGGAAGAAAGGACUGAGGGAGGAGAGGAGAGUCUGUCAGUCUCAGGUAAGGGUCAGUGUAUUCUGUAAAAUAGAAUGCCAGUAGAAUGGAGAGUCAUAGGGGCUCAAAGACUGAGAAAACCAGGAACAUUGAGGAGGAAGUUAACAACACUGCUGUAUGAGUGUUUGACUGUUUUUGCACUGUGUGGCCUCAUUAUGUGCUCUGCACGUAUAUGUGUAUGUCUGUGUGUGCUGUAGGAUGGGUUAUGACCUGGAGAGGUUUGUGGGGUACGUGAACGAGGGACUUCUGUGCUGUGUGUGUCGGGAUGUGUUGGAGCGCCCCCUCCAGGCCCCUUGUGAACAUGCCUACUGCGCUGCCUGCAUCAGCUCCUGGCUCAUACACCACCACUCCUGCCCUGAGGACAGACUUCCACUGGACAUCAGCACUCUGAGACCACUACACAGGUACACACACACACAGAAACACUCUCACACACACACACACACACACACACACACAAUAUGGUUAUUCUAACAAUCACUCUCUGGUCUGGUCUGGGUUAGGUACAUGCGUAAUGACCUGUCUAGGCUCCAGAUCCGUUGUGUUAACUCUGGCCAGGGCUGUGAUGCUGUCUGCUGCCUGGAGACACUUCACACACACGAGGAUGAGUGUCCAUUCGCCCUCAUGCCCUGCUCCUACACAGGUACUACAGGCUGCUGAGGGGAGGACGGCUCAUAAUAAUGCCUGGAAUGGAUUCAAUGGAAUGGGAUCAAACAUGUGGUUUCCAUGUGGUUGAUACCGUUCCAUUGACUCCAUUCCAGCCAUUACUAUGAGCCGUCCUCCCCUCAGCAGCCUCCACUGAUUACAGUGUAUUACAAUACAGAGAGUGUGUGGGUGAAUAUGAACGUGUCAGUGUAUGUAAGUGUGUGUAAGUGUAUUAGAGAAAUGUAUAGUAUACUACAUGGAAGUGUGUUUAGUUGAGACGGAGCAGAAGUGAUAUGACACCUGUGUGAGGGGAGCAGGUGGUAGACCAGUUGUCAUGGUGACAUCAUACAGAGCCCACCUGGGAUGAACAAUGACCUCAGCUCCAGGUAGCAGUUGCUCUUAGGCACAGAUCUAGGAUCAUCUUACCCUAACCGAAUCCUAACCUUUACGAUUAUGGGUGAAUAAUAAAAUACCCUAGAUCUGUAUAGAGGAAACAUCCAACUACUCAGGGAGGGAUCCCACCUCCAUUUUUUAUGAGCAACAUCCCCCAGGGGAUGAGCGCCAAUGCAACGGAGGGAUGGGGGGGAUGUGUGAGUUGGUAUUAGGUGAACUCUCAUGUGUGUCUGUGACCUGUUGUUGGCAGGUGGAGACUACAUAUGUUACCAGUGCGGUAGGUAUCAGAGUGUGUGUGUCUGUGUGGUAUUGGAUUGGAUUGUGUUUAAUUUAUUUGCACAAUUAAAAACAUAAAAAGUUAUUAUCCUUCAAUCUUCCUUUGACCUUUUGCUACUGCAUCUCUGAGUGGGGGAGUGCUUGAGUGCCGUGCAAUGAAGUGGAGUGGGGGAGAGGAAGGUGGAGUGGGUUAAAGGAAGGUGGAGUGGGGAGAGGAAGGUGGAGUGGGGAGAGGAAGGCAGAGUGGGGGAGAGGAAGGUGGAGUGGGGGAGAGGAAGGUGGAGUGGGGGAGAGGAAGGUGGAGUGGGGAGAGGAAGGCAGAGUGGGGGAGAGGAAGGUGGAGUGGGGGUGAGAAAGACAGUGAGAGACUUUCAGUAGGUCUCAAGUGUUGCUCUCUUACUUCAUCUUUCUGUUACUUUCUGUGUCCCUCUCCUUAACUCUUCUCUUUCCCCUCUCCCCCUCCCCAGGUUGUCCGGUGCAGGUGGAGAGGAGGGGUCUAGAGUCUCACUUGUCGGAGUGUGAGUUCCGCAGCAGGGCGUGUCCUAGUGGCUGUGGCCAUACCCUUCUCUCUGUAGACCAAUCACAGCACAACUGUGUUGCGGAGCUACGAACAGAAUUGGAGCUGCUCAGGUUUGUGUGUAUUUGAGGUGAUGGAUUGAGAUACUGUAUAUUAGGCUGUUGUAGCCGCGUCGUGCCAAUAUUUACAAUAUUCUAGAGCCUCAAGGGUGUUAUCAUCAUUGCUUUUAUACAAUGGAUAUUGUGAUUUAUUGUGACACACGUGUGUGUUUGUGUGUGUCGCAGGGCAGAGAUGUUGGGUAAGGUGGAGGAGGUGAGGUGUGAGAUGGAGUCGAGGCUGGACUCUCAGAGGAGACACAUGGUGCAGAAAGAGUCUCUGCUGAAGAGCGAGGUGGAGGACCUCAAGGUGACACACACACACACUUAUAAUAUGUAAUACCUAUAUGGAUUUAUGUGUGUGUGUGUGUGUGUUAUGACACAUCCCUGUGUGUGUGUGUAGGGCCAGCUGUCGAGGGUGGUGUGUGAUGUGCGGGCUCUCUUGGGGGCGGAGCGCCUGCGGAGACAGGAGCUGGCAGAAGCGGAGCUAGAGAAGAGGGAGCUACUGGAGAUGCUACGGAGCCUGCAGCCAUGCAGGGGCCAGUGGAACAGAGACGAGCCAAUCAGGGGACUGCAUCAAGAAGACGGGCCAAUUAGGAGCCAGAAUCUAGUAGAACACCCAACCAGGGGCCUGCUGAGGGAGGGGCCAACACAUGCCUCUACCCAAUCACUUCCCUCGGCCUCGCCCACUCCAGCCUUAUUCCCGCCUACCGCCCCACAGCCAGGGGAGGGGUCACAUAAGGCCGGCCCCCGCAGCAUCACCCUCGACUGCAUCAAGAGGAGCAGAGAGGUCACCGUCAUCUGAGGGAGGUUGCACAGGGUUUAGGGGCCAUUCCUAAUGUUACUUUUGGGCACUGGGUAAUGUGCAUUAGGUACAAAUGAGAGAAAAUGCAUUGACUACCAUAUCCUCAAUUCCUUCUUAAUUUAACCGUUUGAAAACAUUUUGUCCGAUGUGGCAUCUCCUGAACGCACCCUUGAUGAUUGGCAGAUACCUGUGACAUUGCUUAAACUCAGAGGAAACCAACCUGCUGAGAUCCUAAAUAAAGUCUGAUGAACCACCUCUGAUCUCUGGUCCUCUUAAGGUACGAUAGUCUUACUCCAUCUACUCCAAUGGAUUGUAAUUAUAUACAGCUUAUCACUAAAUUCUUACAUUGUAUAUACCCCAUGCAUCGAUCCUUCUGUCAAUCCAACCAUCCAUCCAUCCAUACACUAACAUACCACAGUGAGGAACAUUAACACACUACUCCAGACAGCGCUCUCAAUCACAUAACUUUAUUGAGUCUGAACAACAAUGUAAAAGAACAAAAACAUAACACAACAAGAUCAACACAAAGUUCCACACAUCAUCAUCAAUAGAAUCCCACAGAGGACACGUUUCCAUGGAGAUGAUGUACUCAUUAUCCUGAUUGGUCCGUUAAGAGCCGUGAUGGGCUGCAGUCAUUGGCCAGGUUUGUUUACCUGGUGAAGGAGCGAACGUGUCGUCCCCUCCCCCCUCCGCUGCCUCCCCCACCGCUAAACUUCCCCCCCUGAGACCCCCUCCCCCUCCUCCUCCUCCUCCUCCCUGACUCAGCCACGACAGGCCUGUACCCCCACGACCUCGAGGGGCGCGGUCCCGCGGAGCCAGGCGAUACGCACCUGGAAGAGAGAGAAAGAGAGAGAGAGAGUGGCAGGAGGGAGGGAGAAGAACAAGGGUGACCAUCAGUAAUUGUGCAUGAAAGUAUUAUCUUGUAUGCAUGUUGUUCUCUGAAUAUGUGUGUGUGUGGUGCAUACAGUAUGUACGUGUGCAAACAAGCAUGUGUGUGUGUGUACCUGCAGGCUGCUGUCGUGAGGGCAGGGGGCCGCGUGUGAAGUUGCUCUGCCCGCCCCUGGCAUCACUAUAUGUUCCUCUGUGGGUAACCGGUGGCAACGGACCACUCCACGACGAGCCACCUCGCCCACCCUCACGACGGGCAUUAUAGUUACCUAGAAGGGACGGGAAGACAUGUUAGUCAAAGGUUCUUCAAAAGACAACAGACCCCCGCUUGUUAGUUUACAGCGAUGUGUGUGUGUCUACAUACCAGACAGCAGCACUCCUUUAGGCUGCGGUGGGGUGAAAAAGCGUGUCUGCUGGCUGUGGAAGGCAGCCCUCCCUCUGUUCCCAGUGAACAGGCCUCUGGUGGGGGGUUUGGGGGAGCUCUUAGGGGGUCGCUUGGGGGGCAACAGGCCCAGGGGAGUCCCAACGUCUUUAAACUCUGCCGCCACAAAGUCAUCCACGUGCAUGCUGGGAGGGCGCGAGGUGUUCUGUUUGCGCUGGCGGAAGAUGUCGUGGGGGCGACAGGGCUGUCCCCCGAAGCCCCCCCUGCCCCGACCGCGAGGAGCAGCCAUCAUGUGGGCUCUCUUAGCUGGCUCGAUGUAGUC
Molecule: messenger RNA, 4426 nt
Organism: Coregonus sp. 'balchen'
Lineage: Eukaryota; Metazoa; Chordata; Actinopteri; Salmoniformes; Salmonidae
Source: the annotation of a GenBank genome assembly